CGGAAUUCCGCGCCGGGAAUCGCGGGGAAUGAAUGUCCGCGUGGGGAUCUCGGGGAAGAAAUGUCCAGGUGGGAUCAGACCGGGAAUAACUGGGAAUGUCCAGGUGGGAUCACGGUGGGAGUGAUGGGAACGUCCAGGUGGGAUCACGGUGGGAAUCACGGGAAUGUCCAGGUGGGAAUCGCUGGGAAUAAAUAUCCAGGUGGGAUCACGGCGGGAAUAAUUGGGAACAUCCAGGUGGAUCACACUGGGAAUCAGGGGAACAUCCAGGUGGGAUCACACUGGGAAUCACGGGAACAUCCAGGUGGGAUCAGACUGGGAAUGAGGGAGAACAUUCAGGUAGGAUCAGACUGGGAAUCACAGGAACAUCCAGGUGGGAUCAGACUGGGAAUCAGGGGAACAUCCAGGUGGGACGAGGAACAUCCAGGUGGGAUCACACAGGGAAUCAGGGGAACAUCCAGGUGGGAUCACACUGGGAAUCACGGGAACAUCCAGGUGGGAUCAGACUGGGAAUCAGGGGAACAUCCAGGUGGGACGAGGAACAUCCAGGUGGGAUCACACUGGGAAUCAGGGGAACAUCCAGGUGGGAUCACACUGGGAAUCAGGGGAACAUCCAGGUGGCAUCACACUGGGAAUCAUGGGAAUAUCCAGGUGGGAUCACACUGGGAAUCAGGGGAACAUCCAGGUGGGAUCACACUGGGAAUCAGGGAGAACAUCCAGGUGGGAUCACAGUGGGAAUCAUGGGACUGUCCAAGUGGGACAGGGAACAUCCAGGUGGGAUCAGACUGGGAAUCACAGGAACAUCUAGGUAGGAUCACACUGGGAAUCAGGGAGAACAUCCAGGUGGGAUCAGACUGGGAAUCACGGGAACAUCCAGGUGGGAUGAGGAACAUCCAGGUGGGAUCAGACUGGGAAUCCACAGGAACAUCCAGGUGGGAUCAGACUGGGAAUCAGGGAAAACAUCCAGGUGGGAUCAGACUGGGAAUCACAGGAACAUCCAGGUGGGAUGAGGAAAACCCAGGUGGGUUCAUGGUGGGAAUCACAGGAACAUCCAGGUGGGAUCAGACUGGGAAUCAUGGGAAUAUCCAGGUGGGAUCAGACUGGGAAUCAUGGGAAUAUCCAGGUAGGAUCACACUGGAAUCAGGGAGAACAUCCAGGUGGGAUCACACUGGAAUUCACAGGAACAUCCAGGUGGGAUCAGUCUGGGAAUCAGAGAGAACAUCCAGGUGGGAUCAGACUGGGAAUCACGGGAACAUCCAGGUGGGAUCACACUGGGAAUCACGGGAACAUCCAGGUGGGAUCAGUCUGGGAAUCAGAGAGAACAUCCAGGUGGGAUCAGACUGGGAAUCAUGGGAAUAUCCAGGUAGGAUCACACUGGAAUCAGGGAGAACAUCCAGGUGGGAUCAGACUGGGAAUCACAGGAACAUCCAGGUGGGAUCAGACUGGGAAUCAGGGGAACAUCCAGGUGGGAUCAGACUGGGAAUCAGGGAGAACAUCCAGGUGGGAUCAGACUGGGAAUCAGGGAGAACAUCCAGGUGGGAUCAGACUGGGAAUCAGGGAGAACAUCCAGGUGGGAUGAGGAACACCCAGGUGGGUUCAUGGUGGGAAUCAGGGGAACAUCCAGGUGGGAUCAGACUGGGAAUCACAGGAACAUCCAGGUGGGAUCACACUGGAAUUCACAGGAACAUCCAGGUGGGAUCACACAGGGAAUCAGGGAGAACAUCCAGGUGAGAUCACACUGGGAAUCAUGGGAAUAUCCAGGUGGGAUCAGACUGGGAAUCAGGGAGAACAUCCAGGUGGGAUCAGACUGGGAAUCACAGGAACAUCCAGGUGGGAUCAGACUGGGAAUCACAGGAACAUCCAGGUGGGAUCACACAGGGAAUCAGGGAGAACAUCCAGGUGGGAUCACACUGGGAAUCAGGGG
Molecule: messenger RNA, 1921 nt
Organism: Vidua chalybeata
Lineage: Eukaryota; Metazoa; Chordata; Aves; Passeriformes; Viduidae
Exons: 4
Coding region: 61-1728 (555 amino acids)
Source: RefSeq, a predicted model, not a curated record